UCAAAAAUAGUGGCGGUGAAAUGUUGGCAUGCAGCCCUAGUCCGAGAAGCUGGCAGCACUCUUUUGAAUAUUUGGCUGCUUUUUAACUACCAUUAGUUUUCCAUGGCCCGAGAAAAUUUCAUAUACUAUAUCAUUCUAAAUAUAUAUUUGGAAGUAUGUAUAAUAGCGACACAAGCACAUACUGCUCUGAGGCAGAGCUCACCGUCAACCUUGGAGAAUGCAGCCAACAGUUGCAGCUACGCAGAUCGGAACGGUUAAUGUUAAAGGAAAACGUUUCUGUGGUUCAAAAAGAACGUUCUCCGCAAUUGUUUGAAGAUACGGAAUCCGAAAUUAGCCAGCUAACUUGUGCCCAAAUGAUAAAUACCACAGAGGAUUCUGAAGUAACAAAAAUUAGUCAAGGCCUAUCUCCUGCCAAAUCCAAGGAUGAAGUGACGAAAAUUGUUCACCUACGUCAGGGAAAGAUACUUAAGCGAUCAUUUGAAGCGACUAUGGAGGACGAAAUGAUGAUGCCACCAGUAAAGUGCAAAGCAGCAAGUUUCACCCAAGUUCCCACGAAGCGGCAAAGCUCAAAUCCCAGAACUAGAGGCCGUCUGCCUCGGAAAAAAACACUGCCAAAGCACCCACGGCUAUCCCAAAGUCAGCCAAGACGUGGUCGUUCAAGAAAGGAAAAUCCUUCAGAACCAGCGCCGUCUCAAUCACAAACGAUUUUGACCCAGCCCAAACAAAACCAAAACCAAUUAGAGUUAUCCCAAGAUAUUUCCGAUCAGCCAGCGCAACAGGCGACAUUACAAUACAACAACUCGUCCACUCAGCCUUCAACUCCAUCGAAGCUACCUACUCAAUAUCCAGCGCAUUUCAUACACCAAUUACCACCUUCACAAGAGUCUAGCCAUGAUAGUGUGUUGACACCCGAACCAACCCAACCAGCAAACGAUAUGGUGCCAUCACCCUAUUUGGAUUCACUAAGCUCCUGCAGUUCCUCUUCACUAUGUGAUUCCGUAGCCAGAAUAUUUGGCACCAAGGAUGUUAACCAAGUCCUAAAGAUGGAAUGUCCACGUAAAAUUUUCUUAUUGGACGACCAUUUGCCAGCCAUGGCCAUGAUGCUUGAUGUAGAGCUAGAUCGUUUACGUUCAGUAAUUGACAUUACUCAAAAAUUGACACACGAGCAGCUAGUGCUUUGGCCACAGAUCCACCAACGACUACCAUCUAGUGGUGAUUUAUCAUCAACUCAAACAUGAAUAUCGAAACUGUUUACAAUUUUUUUGAAUGAUUGAAGGAAUUGCAAAAUUCUCUAAAGACUUUACACCCAAAUCAAAAUGUUCAAACUGAUAUUAAACAUACUAUAUAUCUGUAAUCUGAGCUGGUUUCCUUCAACAUUUUUCAUUUUCUAUAAGUUUAUAAAAUUUUAAACUGCGUCAAUGAAAGAAAUUUUACUACUUAACACGGUAGAGAGAUACAAAAAGUCGACAAAGAUACUAAUUUAUGCCUUAUUGAAACAUUGAUCUUUUGUUUUGUUUAAGAAAAUAAAGAGGAUAAAUAUUUGA
Molecule: messenger RNA, 1544 nt
Organism: Drosophila willistoni
Lineage: Eukaryota; Metazoa; Arthropoda; Insecta; Diptera; Drosophilidae
Product: meiotic recombination protein P22
Exons: 1
Coding region: 156-1238 (360 amino acids)
Source: RefSeq, a predicted model, not a curated record